AGCAUCGGGCUCGAUGUUCAUCAAAUUCUAUAUUUUUCAGAUUUAUUGUUUUCAGUCAUAUUUUAUCGCGAUAUCAUACUUAUGUAGAUCUAGAAUGUCUCUUGUUGCUUAUUGUGCCAGUGAUGAUAGUGAGGAUAGUGACAUAGAAGAUGACACACAAAAGGAUAACGGAACAGAUGUGGUACAACCUGUUCAACUCCCGAAAGAGGAAUCCCAACGUGCAAAAAAUGGAGAAAUAUCCGAUUCUGAAUCUGACAACGAUGUCAGAAAUGAAGACUACGCAGACGACGCAGUCUUAAAUGAUAAACUGAGGGCUUUACCGGAACCUAAAUAUAAACCUGCUGUAAAGGGAAUACCUGAAACGGAUGAAUUAGAAGAAGAGGUGAAACCCAAGCCAGCAGAGCUAGCAGAUGCUCCAAAGCCACCUCCAAAAAAAUCCAGACAGCCUGUCAGGAUUACUAUUCCAGCUCUGAAUCCAGAUUCUGAUGAUGAAGAACCCCCCAAUAAACAUGCUAAAACAAGUAACAGUCGUAAGGGUAAGAGUGGACUGUUUGCUUUAUUGCCACCACCAGUACAUGCUGCCAUCAAAGAAACAAACAGGACAUUAAUUCCUCACACGCUGACCAAAAAGCCAGCACCUGUCAAGGCAAAGGCCAGUUCAUCCAAGGAAGUGGUGGGCCCCCCUAAGCCAGCUCUACAUGACAGUGACAGUGAGGGAGAGGAUCAACCCUCCAGUUUCUUUUCUUUGGACUCGGGAGACAGUAAAACAUCCACUGUGCCUGGUUUUUCAUCCAAGAAACUAUCACUGCCACCACCUAUUGCAGCUAAUUCUGAUCUUGAUAAAAACUUUGUCUCCGAGGCCUCAAGACCUACGGUUCAUGUGUCACAGAACCUUACAGGAAAUUCAAUGUUUAGGAAAGAUGUAGAUUCACAAAAUGCACCUUUACAGUUUAAGGCGUCUGUUCAGGAUAUGUAUCCGUCUUAUGGAGCUGGACCAGCCCCUACAGACACAUCUUCCUCCACAGAACAAUUUGAUAAAGAUGAUGAAAUUGAGAGACGCAGUGCUCCAACCGUUCAUACUGGGGAGGAAGAGUUCCAACAGCUGCUACAGAGUGAUGAGUUUCUAAAGAUGCAAGGUAAAAAACAAAGAGGAAAAGAAUCCAUCAACAUUGUGGAUGUCAAUGCUGAUGAUUUCAUCAGUACUGUAGACGUACACAAAUCCAUGACGGAAGAACAGCCUGUCCGGAUGUCACACAAAAAGGGAGAUGGACCCACAUCUCAACAGAAACGCAAACACCAAAUCACUUACCUAGCUCAUCAGGCACAGGAACGCGAGAUAGAAUUAAAGAAUGAAUGGUCACAGAACCGAGCAACAAGGAAACAGACUCAGGCGAAGUAUGGAUUUUGAGGAAAUUACCAUCGCCAGAUCAUCAGUUGUUGGAUAUACAGUGCUGGAUUUUGAGGAAAUUACCAUCGGUAGAUCAUCAGUUGUUGGAUAUGUAGUGUGCUGGGUCUACCAGUUGCCCACAAGUGUGUGUGUACUAUAAUAACAUAUCCCAGAGUUGUGUCCAUGCAAUGAUGGGACAUAAAUACAAUACGUUUAAAAAGUGUCAAUGCUAUCACGUCUACAAUAUUCAUUUUAAUAUCAUUUGUGCUGUAGAAUGAUAGUUCAAAUUUUUCCAAGUGCAAAUUUUAGAUUAAUGAUAAGGUGAUAAAAACUUAUAUCCUUUUCUCCUUACAUUUUUUUUCUUCAUGCCAAAUGCUUGAAGGAUACUUGCAAGUAUACUGCCAAUUUGAAAUAAUGCAUUAAAAUUUGUGAAUCUUAUUUGACCAAAUUCUUUAAAUCAAAUUGUAGGAAAUAUAUAAUGGUCAGAGGCAUUAUGAUCCCAAUCAAUGUGAUUUCUGGAUUUUGAUACAUGUAGGUUGGGGAUAUUUUCAAUAUAUCAGAUAUGUUUACUGCAUUUCCCAGACAACCAUGCUUCAAUACUUGAGCAUGCUGUAUAUAUAUUGAAUAAAAUAUCUUUUUAAAAAACCCAACAAA
This is a messenger RNA of Ostrea edulis (European flat oyster), 2041 nucleotides long. RefSeq names its product proline-rich protein PRCC-like. NCBI's taxonomy places the organism in Eukaryota, Metazoa, Mollusca, Bivalvia, Ostreida, Ostreidae. Gene Ontology annotation, cellular component: nucleus. The transcript is spliced from 7 exons. Bases 14 to 1408 code for a protein of 464 amino acids. The record is from RefSeq and is a predicted model, not a curated record.